AUGGAGAGCUCAACAUCGAAGGUACAAGUCAUCAUAAAGCAUAUGCUGCGUAAAGCUCGGAUUCCUUUAGCUUUGUCUGUGGCUGGUUUCAUCUGUGCAAGGAUAAUGGCUAAAAGAAGUUUUAAUCCUAAAGAGUCUUUAUUAGAAACUGAUGAUGAUGAGCUUGAUGAUCUUCAAAAUAGAGAAUUUGAGUUGGAGAUGCAAUCUAUCCGUUACUGUGACUUGAAAGAGAGAUAUGUUGUGGAGCUGAGGAAUAUGUUGUUAUUGGAAAUGGUUCAUGUUGAGUUCUUGAACAGAGAAGUUUCAUCCAUAGAGGCUGAGAGCCAAAUGCUUGAGCAGUUGGUAGUAGAAUAUUUGAGAGUUUUGGAGCAACUCGAGUAUUGGAAAUCAAAAAAUGGAUUUCUUCAGAGAAAGGUAAAAAAGCUUUUGAGGAAAGGAAGAAGGCAAUCUCAAACAAUAAGAGAACAAGAUUUGAAGCUUGAAGCUAGGGAAGCAGAAGUUUUGAGAAUAUAUGAUGCACUAGAAACCAGGACAAAGGUUAUCAAGAAACUAGAAGAUGAAAUUGGGGAGCUGAGAGUGGUUUUGGACCAAGUGCAGGAUGAGAAAAAUGUGGUCUUGGAAAAUCUAACCACUUUGAGGUAUCACAUAUUGGAGAUUGGAAGGGACAGGAUCAACUUUGAGGUCCUCGAAAAGGAAAUAGAGCAGCUGCAGAAGGAUGAUGCAGCUGAACUGAAGGAACUGAUUUACUUGUGGUGAAGCAACGUGUGCUUAAGGCACGAGUAGAUGAGGAAUCAAACACAAAAAGAACAUCAUAAAUCAUGGCCUUGCUACAGAAUUGUGAGCAGUGAUCAGGCUUGUUCGAAAAGAAGAAAGCUAAUUCAAAGGCUUAAAAGAUGGGUGGAAGGCAGUGACAGGGGAAGAGGAAGAAGAUUGGCUGAGAAUGAAAGGCAUGAAGAAGUCAAGUGUUUUGGAAGGCAUUCUGUUUCAGAUGAUGCAGACAAGGCAUGCACAAAGCAUUGA
Messenger RNA from Prunus mume (Japanese apricot), 1020 nucleotides. The record is from RefSeq and is a predicted model, not a curated record. Lineage: Eukaryota; Viridiplantae; Streptophyta; Magnoliopsida; Rosales; Rosaceae.